ACUUGACAAUUAUAAUAAUUGAUCACUUGUUCAAAUUAACAACUAUUAACAUACAACUAAUUAUGUUCAAGCCGCCCUCAUCCCAGCUCGAUAGUUUUCGUGUGUGUAUAUAUAUAUACACAUGCAUGAUCCUCAUUACACACCAACAAAACAAGAACACAACAAACAUUUAGUUUGAGUUAUCCAUUAGUUCCAAUGGCUUUCAGUAAGCAAAUUCUUGUAUUUCUUGUACUAGUUGGCAUAUUCAACAUAUCAUGUAAUGCUCAAGGAUUGAAGCUUGGCUUCUACAAGAAGACUUGUCCAUCUGCUGAGGCGAUCGUGAAAAAGGAAACUGCUAGUAUUAUGGCCGUUGCUCCAACUCUUGCCGCUCCUAUUCUCAGAAUGCAUUUCCACGAUUGUUUUGUUAGGGGUUGUGAUGCUUCUAUUCUAUUGAAUUCGACAACAAAUAAUCAAGCUGAGAAAGAUUCAUUUCCCAAUCUAUCCCUUAGAGGAUAUGGAUCCAUCGACAGAGUGAAAUCCGCAGUGGAGAAGAAGUGCCCCGGUGUUGUUUCUUGUGCUGAUAUAUUAGCUCUUGUUGCACGAGAUGCAGUUUCACUUUUGAAUGGAGCAUCGUGGCCAGUGCCAUUGGGAAGAAGAGAUGGAAAUGUAUCAAACAGCACAGAGGUUUUGUUCAAUCUUCCACCUCCCUUUUUCAACAUCACUCAAUUGAAAGCUAACUUUGCCUCAAAGGGUUUGAAUGCAAAGGACCUUGUUGUUCUCUCGGGAGGACACACAAUAGGAACAUCGCAUUGCUCGAGUUUCACUAACCGCCUGUACAACUUCACCGGUGUUGGAGACAGUGACCCUUCAUUGGACUCUAACUACGUUGCUCGUUUGAAGACAAGAUGCAGUGCGACCGAUACCACUACACUUGUUGAAAUGGACCCCGGAAGCUUUAAAACAUUCGAUACCGAGUAUUACACUCUUGUUGCUAAAAGAAGAGGACUUUUCACAUCUGACGCAGCUCUUCUUGCCGACAGUGAAACUAGGGCUUACGUCACCAGCCAUGCUACUCCUCAAGGGUCAAAGGAUUUCUUGAAGGACUUUGCAAAGUCAAUGGUCAAAAUGGGCAAAAUUGGUGUGUUGACCGGGAGCCAAGGUGAAAUCAGGAAAACAUGUGGUUUUAUUAAUUAA
Molecule: messenger RNA, 1173 nt
Organism: Erythranthe guttata (spotted monkey flower)
Lineage: Eukaryota; Viridiplantae; Streptophyta; Magnoliopsida; Lamiales; Phrymaceae
Product: peroxidase 27
Biological process (GO): response to oxidative stress; hydrogen peroxide catabolic process
Molecular function (GO): peroxidase activity; heme binding
Source: RefSeq, a predicted model, not a curated record